CGCCUCAAGGCCGACUUUUUUCUUUCUCCGUUUCUUUCUUUCUUUCUCUGUUUCCUUCAGUCAAAGCACAAACAGUUGCAUAGAGAACAAUUCCGCAGAGGACUUUUUAAUUUGUUUAAUCAGAAGAAGCUGCAGCAGACGAAGAAGACGAAGAAAGAAGAAUCGGAUGCCGAUGGAGGUGUCCGUACAUGCAGUUGAGGAGGCGCUUAGCCUUUGGGAUGGCGUGCUGGAGUUGACCAAGUCGGCGCAGGACCAGAACAGUGACGCCGUGCUCUGGGCGAUGCGGCUCAGCGCCAGCCUUAGCUCGGCAGGCGUGACCUUGCCCUCCGUCGAGCUUGCCCACAUCCUCGUCUCCCAUAUCUGCUUUGCCAAUCACGUGCCCAUCACGUGGAAGUUCCUCGAGAGGGCCUUGACCGUCAAGAUCGCUCCCCCUAUGCUUGUUCUCUCUCUCCUCUCCACCAGGGUCAUUCCAAAUCGGCAGCACCAGCCUGGGGCGUAUAGGCUAUAUAUGGAACUCCUCAAGCGACAUGCAUUCUCAUUUACAUCUCAUAUCCACGGUCCCAGUUAUCAAAAGAUCAUGAAAUCCAUUGAUGACGUUCUUCAUCUAUCCCAGAUCUAUGGCCUUCAAGUGGGUGAACCUGGGGUGAUUCUUGUUGAAUUUGUGUUUUCAAUUGUAUGGCAGUUACUUGAUGCAUCUUUGGAUGACGAAGGAUUGCUGGAACUUACCCCGGAAAAGAAGUCUAGAUGGCCUACCAGACCUCAAGAUAUGGAAAUAGACGGUCAUAAUAGCUUUAGUGAGAUGGUAAUAGAGCACAAUGAAGGGCUGCAGAAAGUAAAUACUGCAAUGGCUAUUGAGAUAAUUGCAGAGUUUUUGCAGAAUAAAGUGACUUCACGGAUUCUUUUCUUGGCACGUCGAAACAUGCCAUCACAUUGGGGAGGUUUCAUUCAGCGACUGCAACUGCUCGCAGCAAAAUCAGCAGUCUUGAGGGAUUUAAAACACGUAACUGCACAGACCCUUCUGCAGUUGACAUCUGAUGUGCGUCAAGUUAUGUCUCGAGAAUGCAAAACAAUGUCGGGGCGAGAGUUUCAUGCUGUCAUUGCUUCUGGAUCUCUGACAUCUGCUAACCAAUCUCAGGGAAUUGGUUGGUCUGCACUUUGGCUUCCUAUCGAUCUGUAUCUGGAAGACUCUCUGGAUGGAUCCAACGUGACAGCAAAUAGUUCUGUUGAAGUUCUUUCUGGUUUAGUAAAGACUCUGCAGGCAGUUAAUGGAACCACAUGGCACAAUACAUUUUUAGGCUUAUGGAUUGCAGCUCUACGACUAGUACAAAGGGAGAGAGAUCCAAGUGAGGGUCCUGUCCCUCGCCUUGAUACAUGCUUGUGCCUGUUAUUGUCUAUUACGACACUUGCUGUUGCUAAUAUUAUUGAGGAAGAGGAGUGUGAACUGAUUGAUGAAACCGAGCACAGCCCUACCAAUCAAAGGAAACAAAAACAGGUUCUCGGAAAGCGUCGAAUAGAUUUAAUUACCAGCUUGCAGUUAUUGGGCAAUCAUGAGCACUUGUUGGCUCCCCCUCAGGCUGUUAGUUCAGUAGCCAAUCAGGCUGCUGCCAAAGCAAUAAUGUUUGUUUCAGGCCUUCCAGUCGGUAAUGGAUACUAUGAAUCUAUGAGUGUAAACGACAUGCCCAUGAACUGUUCUGGAAACAUGCGACAUCUAAUUGUUGAGGCUUGUAUUGCAAGGAAUUUACUGGACACAUCAGCAUAUUUCUGGCCAGGCUAUGUUAAUGCACGCUGCAACCAAGUUCCUCGGAAUGUUUCUGGUCAACUGCCUGGUUGGUCAUCACUGAUGAAGGGGUCCCCUCUAACUCCACCAUUGAUCAAUGCUUUGGUUGCCACUCCAGCUUCUAGCUUAGCAGAAAUUGAGAAAGUAUAUGAGAUUGCACUCAGUGGUUCUAAGGAUGAGAAGAUAUCUGCUGCUACCAUUCUAUGUGGGGCAUCUCUGUUUCGUGGUUGGAAUGUACAGGAGCACACCAUUCUCUUUAUCACGGUGUUGCUAUCUCCUUCAGUCCCUGCAGAUUACUCUGGAAGUGAAAGCCAUUUGAUUGACUGUGCUCCAUUUCUGAAUGUCCUUCUUGUCGGAAUAUCAACUGUGGAUUGUGUUCAGAUUUUCUCCUUACAUGGCUUGGUUCCAUUGCUUGCAGGUGCAUUGUUACCCAUCUGUGAGGUUUUUGGGUCUCUACCGAAUGUGUCAUGGACCCUUACAACUGGGGAGGAACUAUCUUGUCACACUGUUUUCUGCAAUGCAUUUACUCUUCUUCUGAAGUUAUGGAGGUUUGAUCAUCCUCCCCUUGAGCAUGUGAUGGGAGAUGCACCACCAGUGGGAUCCCAAAUGAGUCCCGAGUACAUCUUAUUGGUUCGGAACUUACGAUUAUCAUCGUUUGGAAAAUUACCCAGGGAUCGGAUGAAAACCAAAAGACUGUCUAAAUUAAUAACAGUUUCUUUAGAGCCUAUAUUCAUGGAUUCCUUUCCAAAAUUAAAACUCUGGUACCGGCAGCAUCAAGAAUGUAUUGCUUCCACCCUAUCUGGUCUUGUACCUGGGACCCCUGUUCAUCAGAUUGUUGAUGCACUCCUGAAUAUGAUGUUCAGAAAAAUGAAUAGAGGUGGUCAGCCUUUGACUCCUACAACGUCAGGAAGCAGUAACUCAUCGGCAUCUGGAGUUCAAGAUGCCUCUAUUAGACUCGAAGUGCCUGCAUGGGAUAUCCUUGAGGCAACUCCAUUUGUGCUUGAUGCUGCUCUUACAGCCUGUGCGCAUGGAAGGCUCUCUCCUCGUGAACUUGCCACAGGACUCAAAGAUCUUGCUGAUUUUCUUCCGGCAACUUUGGCUACCAUUGCAAGCUACUUUUCAGCUGAAGUGACACGAGGCAUAUGGAAGCCAGCUUUUAUGAAUGGAACUGAUUGGCCAAGCCCUGCUGCAAAUUUAUCCAAUACUGAAAAACAGAUUAAGAAAAUUUUAGCUGCCACUGGUGUUGAUGUCCCUAGCCUUGCCGUAGGUGGUAGUUCUCCGGCUUCACUUCCUUUACCCUUGGCUGCCCUAGUAAGCCUCACAAUAACUUAUAAACUUGAUAGAGCAACUGAACGUUUCCUCACCAUGGUUGGCCCGGCUUUGAAUUCCCUUGGUGCUGGUUGCCCCUGGCCAUGCAUGCCCAUCAUAUCCUCAUUGUGGGCCCAGAAGGUAAAGCGUUGGAGUGACUUCCUUGUGUUUUCGGCUUCCGGUACUGUUUUCCACCAUAGCAGUGAUGCUGUUGUCCAGCUCCUUAAGAGCUGCUUCACAUCCACUCUUGGGCUAAGUUCCUCCCACAUUUGCAGCAAUGGUGGGGUCGGUGCCCUUCUUGGUCAUGGCUUUGGUUCUCACUUCUCUGGCGGAAUCUCUCCAGUUGCUCCUGGAAUUCUUUACUUAAGAGUGCAUCGGUCUUUCAGAGACGUUAUGUUCAUGACAGAAGAAAUUGUGUCUCUUCUAAUGCUUUCUGUUAGGGAAAUCGCAAGUGGUGGGUCACCUAGAGAUAAGGUAGAGAAAUUGAAGAAGACCAAGUAUGGGAUGAGAUAUGAGAAGGUUUCUCUUGCUGCUGCAAUGACGCGUGUCAAGCUUGCGGCUUCACUUGGGGCUUCACUAGUUUGGAUAUCAGGUGGAUCAAGUUUGGUUCAGUCUUUGAUCAAGGAAACCCUACCUUCUUGGUUUCUCUCAGUCCAUGGGCUAGGCCAGGAAGGUGGAGAAUCUGGAGGUAUGGUUGCGAUGCUAGGAGGUUAUGCACUUGCAUAUUUUGCAGUCCUUUGUGGAACAUUUGCUUGGGGAGUAGACUCAGAGUUGCCAGCAUCGAGACGACGGCCCAAGAUACUCGGAUGCCACUUAGAAUUUCUUGCAAGUGCACUAGAUGGGAAAAUAUCUCUUGGUUGUGAUUGUGCCACAUGGCAGGCAUAUGUAUCAGGGUUUGUAAGCUUAAUGGUGGCUUGUACACCAAUGUGGGUGCUGGAGAUCAAUGUAGAUGUGUUAAAGAGACUGAGCAAGGGAUUAAGGCAGUGGAAUGAGGAAGAAUUGGCUCUGGCUCUGCUGGGACUUGGAGGGAUAGAUGCAAUGGGUGCUGCAGCUGAAUUGAUUAUUGAAUGCAAGUUUUAAUGGUGGCAUAAGCAAAGCAUGUUGCAAAAAUGCCUGAUAGACUUGAAUAUUUUGUAUCCUUUAUGCUACAGGUAGGGGCAUUGAUGUUUGAAAGAUGCACUAGACUCCAGCAUCCAAUCCAAUUAUUAUGUUCUUUUCUGUUCAA
Molecule: messenger RNA, 4310 nt
Organism: Juglans regia (Persian walnut)
Lineage: Eukaryota; Viridiplantae; Streptophyta; Magnoliopsida; Fagales; Juglandaceae
Product: mediator of RNA polymerase II transcription subunit 33B-like
Exons: 12
Coding region: 167-4165 (1332 amino acids)
Biological process (GO): regulation of phenylpropanoid metabolic process
Cellular component (GO): mediator complex
Source: RefSeq, a predicted model, not a curated record